UCAAUUAAAAUAAUUCAUCAACAGUAGAUACAGCUUCUUUAUUAAUUUAUUUGAUUUACAUCUUAAAUUGAACUGAAUGUUGGAUGGUUCUGACUAGUAAUUAAAUAAUGAAAUGCACUGGUUGGGCCCGCUCAAACUCAGAAGCUCACAAAGAUGAAAUGAAUAAUUAUACCACAAAAAAUAUAAUUAUUUUAUUUUCUGUUUCAAGAUUUGAGUUAAUAAUAAAUAAUCAAAGUAAUCCCACCAGGCAAGAUAUAAUUGAUAAAAUAGCAGGAGUGGAUGCAUUGUUUUGGUACAGUUAUGAGCGACUUGAUGACGAAAUACUUGACGCUGCAGGCAGUCGAUUAAAAGUGGUAGCUACCAUGACAGCAGGACUAAACCAUAUUGACAUAGAUGCUUUCAAAAGAAGAAAAAUCCCUUUAGCAUAUACACCAACCGUUUUAAAUAAAGCAGUAGCGGAUGUUGCCGUUCUUUUGGCCUUAGCUGCUUCUAGAAGGCUUCGUGAAAGUAGAAUUCACAUAGAAAAAGGUUUAUGGAGUGGAUUUGGGGUGCAGUAUUUGUUAGGGACCGACAUAGAAAAUUCAACAGUUGGAAUAGUUGGCUUCGGGGGUAUUGGGCAAACUGUAGCCAAAAGGUUAAAAGCAUUUGAGGUUGCAAGAAUUUUAUACAGUGGCCAUCGAGAAAAACCGGAAGGAAAACAACUGGGAGCUGAAUUUGUGCCACUUGAUACACUUCUUCGUGAAAGUGAUUUCGUAAUUGUGUCGGCACCUUUAACUGAUGAAACCAAAAAUAUGUUUAACGAUUCCACUUUCGCAAAAAUGAAACCAACAGCUGUGUUCGUUAAUAUUGCUCGGGGAGCCAUAGUAGAUCAAGAUGCUCUUAUCAGAGCGCUCAAAAAUGGUACCAUUUUUGCAGCAGGUCUAGACGUGAUGGAACCGGAACCUUUACCGAUUGACCAUGAACUGUUAGAACUUCCAAACUGUGUUCUCAUGCCACACAUAGGGUGUGCUACAUUCAAGACUGUAGCUGCAGUUGCAGAAUUAACCGCCAGGAAUAUCAUUUUAGGAUACGAAAAUAAACCUUUGCUAACACCCGUUUAUUAAACUGUAAUUGAUAACAUUGUGUGUAUAUGUGUGCUUGUGAUGAUUAUUAUCAUAAAGUUGCAACAGGAGAAGACAAUACUAACGAAGUGACAUGUAUUUCGGGAGUGUUGUCUUGUUCUACCGUCGAUAAAUUUAUAAUCCUAAGAUUUGCACAUAUGUAUAUAGAGAUAAGUAACUACUGCAUGUGUAAAUAGCCACAUCUUAAAUGUAAAUAUGAAAUAAAGGCCAUUCUAACGAAA
Messenger RNA from Agrilus planipennis (emerald ash borer), 1342 nucleotides. Its product is annotated as glyoxylate reductase/hydroxypyruvate reductase-like. The coding region runs from base 108 to 1103 and encodes 331 amino acids. The record is from RefSeq and is a predicted model, not a curated record. NCBI's taxonomy places the organism in Eukaryota, Metazoa, Arthropoda, Insecta, Coleoptera, Buprestidae. The transcript has 5 exons. Gene Ontology annotation, cellular component: cytosol. Gene Ontology annotation, molecular function: hydroxypyruvate reductase (NADH) activity; hydroxypyruvate reductase [NAD(P)H] activity; glyoxylate reductase (NADPH) activity.